Messenger RNA from Sander lucioperca (pikeperch), 2526 nucleotides. RefSeq names its product syntrophin, gamma 2 (gene sntg2). Gene Ontology annotation, cellular component: dystrophin-associated glycoprotein complex; intracellular anatomical structure. Gene Ontology annotation, molecular function: structural molecule activity; protein binding. Lineage: Eukaryota; Metazoa; Chordata; Actinopteri; Perciformes; Percidae. The record is from RefSeq and is a predicted model, not a curated record. Bases 327 to 1931 code for a protein of 534 amino acids. The transcript is spliced from 17 exons.
UGACGCAGGAAUGGUUAAUAGGACAGGCAGCAGGUGGAGAGACAUGCAGACAGAUGAGCAGCAGCAGUAGGAGCCACUGUGUGCUGACAGUUAGGGCUGAGCCGUGGAGAAAUGAGCAACGAUUUACUAAUUUGUCCCUGCAGCAGGCAAAAUUGUUAAAGAAAAAAAAAAAACAGGCUGGUAGAGCUUAUACAUGCAUGGUUUCUCCGUCUGCCUCUGACGUUGAACGGGACGCCAGCGAGUAGCACUUGCAGUCAAUUGCUGGGCAAAUGACUUGAGGAACUCUAGUCGAAAAUCAGCGGACAGAGAAAGCGGUUUUAUGGGAAAUGAAUGUGACCGGGAAACAGCAACCUGAGCUGAUCGAGCGACCCGCCAACCUUUUGGUUCCAACUUCGACAAAAUCUGGAAUUGCUUUGCUGUACAAUGAGGAGACCAACAAUACCUAUGAUGUCUGCCUAAAAUUGAUCAAAGAAGUAUUAACCAUACAGAAGCUGGAUGUGGUUUGCACAAGUGGAAGUGAAUCCCAAGUAAAUCACAGAACUGUUGUACUGCGAAGACAGGCGACUGGCGGUCUGGGCUUAAGCAUCAAAGGAGGUGCGGAACACAACGUGCCUGUGGUUAUUUCUAAAAUUUUCAAAGAUCAAGUAGCCGAUCAGACGGGGAAGCUAUUCGUCGGGGACGCUGUGUUGCAGGUCAAUGGCAUAAAUGUAGAGCCUUGUACUCAUGAGGAAGUUGUUCACCUCUUGCGCACUGCAGGAGAUGAGGUCACCAUCACUGUUCGCUACCUGCGAGAAGUUCCAUCAUUUCUAAAACUGCCUCUAGGUUCUCCUGGGCCGUCCACUCACAGCCGAGUAUCCUCUCCGUUGUUUGACAGUGGCUUACAUUUAAAUGGGAACGGAAACAACACGGUUCCUUCACCCCCGUCGCCCUCUGCUAAUGAACCAAAGUAUGAGAAGCGCUGGCUGGAUGCCGUCUCCCUGCCCUUGUUGAUGGCCAGAGUCUCCAGAUACAAAGCUGGCACAGAUAAAUUAAGGUCCAACUGUUUUGAAGUCUUCACCUUGGAUGGAGCCAGCACCAAUAUUCUUCAAUUUUGCACUGCAGCAGAAAGCACUGACUGGCUCCAAGCAAUAUCUACAAAUAUCAAUGACUUGACACAGGAGAACAUAAAAAUCGUCAACAAAUACUGCUCUUCAGAUGAUCAGAUUGUUCACAUGGGCUGGGCAUGUGAAAGCUCCGAGGGAAACGCUGCUGAUAGAACCUCAGCAUUCAAGUUCCUGGCACUGAGAGGACCAUAUUUUUAUAUCUUCAGAAGCCCCCCGAUCAGUGCCGCUGACUGGGGACAAGCUGAAACAACAUAUAACCUCUAUGAGGUUCUUUUCAAGGUCCACAAGCUAUGGAUGGCAGAAGACUGCUGGCUCCAGGCGAGGCUCUACUUGGGGCUCGAACAUUCUCCUGAGCAGCAAGACAAUGAGUCUCUGUGCUUCAGUAUUCUGGUCGGCCACGGCCAGAGCCACACCUUCAGGGUAGAGUUGGCCACGGACCUGGCUAUCUGGGAGAAGUCCUUCCAAAGAGCGGUCUUCUUGGAGGUGCAGCGAAUACGAUCUAAAAGCUACAUGUGCAGCAGCCAGGGGAAUGUGCUGUGCUUCACCAUAGAUUUUGGAUUAGGCUUCAUCUGCUCAGAAGGCACUUCAAAGACCGCACUGUGGCGAUAUAAGUUCUCUCAACUUAAAGGCUCCUCUGAUGAUGGGAAAACCAGGGUAAAACUCCUUUUCAAGAAUGCUGAAAGCAACCAAAUAGAGAUGAAGGAACUAGAGUUUGCCAAUUUAACAGCCGUCCUUCACUGUAUACAUUCUUUUAUCGCUGCCAAAGUGGCCUCCAUGGACCCUCUCUUCCCUUCCCUUUCCUUCCCUGGAAAUUACAUGAACAGUUGACUUGUCCUCAUCGUCAUGUGCACCUGUGGCAAAUCAGCAGUAUUUUGGGCACAAAGCCAAUUGAAAUGUAUAACUUGUUCUUGCUAUUUUUGUAUGAACUACUAUUUGUAAAAGACUGUAAAGGUAGAUGAUGUGUGAAAAAUAAUGGCGGAAGGAAGAUGUUAUUUAAUUUUUGACAUGUAGAAAAAAAACACAAUCCAAACGGAUUCACAGUUCUUCCAUUUAUUUAAUAUGUUUUCUCCCAUUACAUAAUGGACACUGAUUCUAAUCGCAGGUUAUCGUCUACUUGUCACUUUGAAAGGCAUCACCCGUGCAACCAUAUGGUGUAUAACCGCCAUACAUUUGACAACAGGACACGAAUGGCUAAACAUAUCAACUGCCACUGUUUCUAGCAGAAAUUCUCAGCUGAUGCUGUAUCUAUGAAGAAUAAUGAUGCCGUACCUAAAUCUAGUAAGUACAUUUUAACAGACAUUAAUCUGAUGCUGGCUUACUGUCAUGGGGGGGGGGGGGGGGGACUCACAUUUGCCACAGGUCUUUGACAGGGAUUUAUUUUAUUUUAAAUUUACAGUUGAACAGAAAUGAAAAUGCUAACCUU